GAACAAAGGGGCUGCGUCUCUCAGCGUGAGCUUAGCUCAGCGUGAGUACAGUCCAUGGAGUUUACUAAGAGUUUAUUCGGGUUGAGUGUCAGUGUUUAUAUAGCUAUUUAAGCGGCGUAAUUAACUUUUCUUCUCAGUGGUGACUAAUGGCUUUGGACGACGAGACGGUUCAGUAGCUGGAUGCUGUAAUUUAAAGUAAAAGUACACUAGAUGAGCAAGCUGGAAAUGUCUCGAAAGGUCCAUAUGGGUGCCAAAACCAAAAUGAAACAUGUCAAGUUGAUGUGCUGCCAGAAUUGUAAUGCACAAUAUGACACAAUCAAGCUCUUUAAAGCACAUAUCCGGAAUUACGGUCAUAAACAGGAAGUGUCAAGACUUUUUCAGACAGCAUUGUAUAAAGGACAAGUUUUUUUCCCCAUCUUUGGUGUUCUGGACUACGUGAGAAGCGCUCUUUCAGGAGACCCAGUCAUUGGUUUGGACAUGGUCACAUUGUGUAUUACUCCAGAGAGGGUUGGCGCCUUUUACCUGUGCCAUGUUUGCGAGGAAAGCUUGAAAAAUCAUGAUGUUUUAAAACAUCUGUGUUCUGUUGAUCAUUACUACAAGUACUUGGCGCACAGGAAUCCGGAGUUGCUGCGGUUUGCCUGGUUCACGAAUUCUUUUUCUUAUCUGCAAUGCAGUGCUAAGAAAGAACACCUCACCAACGGUGCUGGUACCCUAAGGGUUUUAGAGCUGCCUAAGGUGAUGCUGGAGACAGGCAAAGAAAUGGCCUAUCAUCAAGUCAUGAACAUGUUCUCCAAAACGAAGAAAGUGAUAGAACUUGUCCGAGCUAACCGACCUCAGAGGAAAACAAUUCAGGCCUACAUCACUGACCCUGCCAGAACUAACCCUUUACUUGGCCUGAACUUCCUUCUUGAGUUCUCUUGUCCGGACAGUGAGUGGCAUUGUGGGUAUCUCUGUACACUGUGCAGGCAGAAAGUAUCAGCCAUCGACUGCAUCUCUCAUUGCAUCAGCUUUGAUCAUAUUUAUUGGUACAUGGAAGCUGCUCACCCAGCAACACUGCAAUGCCCUAAGAGUAGUUAUACUAACUACUCUUUCAGUUUCAACCAGAAGAUCCUUUACUUUGCCAAUCAAGCACAGAAACAUCACCCUCCUGGAAUAGUAGAGAGUGUGCGUCUGGAUCUUUCGGCCUUUAAAGAGGUGGACUCCUCCAGCUAUGCGAAUGCUCUGAACAAGUUGCAACAGCUGAGACGAGAAAAGAAUCAAAAAGAGUUCCAAGCAAGUGUUGUACCUGGAACACAAAUCUGCUCACCUGCUCAGACUGGAAGCUCGUGUCCACUUAUUCUGUGUGUGGAAUGUAACCAGAAAUUCUCCUUAAUAUCUGAUUACGAAAGACAUAUUAAUGAAAGUCAACACAAACAGAAACUCGCUGAGCUGUUUGAACCAGCCCAGUAUAGUGGAUUUGUCACUGAGAUCAAAUUGUAUCAGUACCUAUGGUCUCGCCACAGGAAGAAUUUGUCAUCGCCCCCAUUGAUUGGUCUGCAACUUUUCACAGUACUUGUGGACAGGAGUCAGUACUCAAGCACAGAAAUCUAUCUGUGCCAUGCGUGUGAGAUCAACAUCUCAACAUCUGCUUCCUCUCAUCUCACCUCCAUGCAACACUAUUUCAAUGUUUUUGCACACUCAAAACCGGAUCUAGUGUUCCUUGGUUCUCAAAAUUUGAACCAGAUCACAGAGCUUGCUCAAGAAGAAGAACUGAAGCAAGGAAAGCCCAUACUGCAGGUGUGUGAGGUUCCAAAUCAUCUGUGCAGGAUAUUCAAGAACUUGUCUUAUGAGAGAAUCAUGGCAACAAUUGAGGAGCAGUAUUCAGAGAUGAGCAAAUGUGCUGGAGUUCAGAAGCGCGUGACUCUACAGUCAUAUGUCAAAAGUCCCGACAGGAAAUCUCCGCUAGUGGGUCUGCAGUGCCUGGUGAAGUACAGUACAACACAGCCUGUUCCAAAAUAUGGUUACCUUUGUUUGCUGUGUGAAAGGAAACUUUCUGAAAUGCUUGUCAUUAACCACAUGUUGAGCUACUCUCAUAUAGUUGCCUACCUCAAUGUUGCCCACCCUGGUUCCCUGCGCAAGGAUGAUCAGGAUAUGUCGCUGAUUGUAGAUCUAGCCCGGCAGGCAGAGGCAGUGAGUGCUGGAGCGUCUAUGCAGGAAGUGGACUUGGAUUUUGGAACAUUGAAUGAGCGCGACACAUUUAAGGCUGCUCUGCAUGCUUUGCAGUUGGUGGUUAAGAAGAAGGGCCUGAAAGAACUGAAGCUCUCCAUAGUUCCAGGGUCCAGGCUGGUGUCCAGUUUGAAGAAACCUUGCCAAAACAAUUCUUUGAAGUGUGUCGCUCAAGAAAGCAGCCCUACGUCACUAAACAUGAGGCAGAUCAACACUGAAGCCUCAUGCUCACAAACUUUCACACCCAUAACUGGUACAAAAGCUCCUGGCUUAAUAUCAGAAAACAUUGAGCCUCUGAAAACCACAUGCGGUUCAGCCUCAACAAACAUUCAGCGUGCAGAACCUUUGGUUGUGUCAACAUCCUCACAACUUCCUGUAGUGUCAUUGAACACCCAGCAGUCUGGCUUGCUGGAAAUGAACACCGAACCAGUCAGCCCAGCAAUGCCUCCUUACCACAACCCAGUAGAGGCCAAAGAGUUCUGCUCAAUGUCAAAGCCUCUUCAAACUCAAAAUGUGAGCCUUUCUCAACCGCAGAGCCCACUGGCACAAAAUUCUAGGGAACCUGAGGAAACAUUGCAAAAACAAACACAGUCUUCCACUUGCUCGAAGAACAAGGCACAAGUUGUACCUCAGAGUCCAGCUUCUAGCAAUGUUCUGUGGAACUACCUACAGACCACAGUAAGAGAACCAGUAAUAGGUUUGAGUUCUGUUGUUGAGUGUCACACUGAUGGGAAGCCACCAUAUUACCUGUGUAUUUCAUGCACAGAGAGAGUUAAAGAGGACUCCAUAAUUGAACACCUGACCAAUCGUGAACAUCAAAAAAUGUAUCUGAGUUCUAUAAAAUACACUCCUCUGCUGGCCAAAAAAAAGUUGAAGACAAAAUGGUUGAAAUUCAGUGCCGUUAUGUUGGAGAAGAGAGAUGGAUAUGGAGAAGCACAGAUAUUAGAGUUGAACGCUGAAGAUUACAAUCAGAUCUUAUAUGCUCCCAUUAUAACUGCAUUGACAAAACUGAGGGACCUUCUGCAGGAAAUGACGUCAGACAUCAGUGACCAAAACACAAUGGCAGCUUUCUCAUCUGUUGGCUCCAAAUGUGACGAGAGGCUACAAGGCACAAUCAAAAACACCAUGAGAGCAACAGAGAAUGAUAAACCUUGUGAUCCACUCAGAGAAACAGUGGUAAAGGAGGACUCCAAAUCUGACACAAUAAUUAAACACGACUCUGAUGAUCCUGUUCGGAGUUCACCUCAUUUAUGGUCUUACCUCACAAGUCCUGCCAGAACAGAGCCUGUAAUCGGCUUAAAUAUGGUAACAGAGUUCCGCAGUUUCUCUGGUCAGAACUCUUUCCUGUGCUCAUGCUGUAAUUCAAUGCUGUCCACCAGGAGUUAUGUAGGCCAUUUGAUAGGCCCACGCCACCGCUUCAACUACAUGAAAGAUAAACACCCACAUCUAGUGGAAAAGUGGACAGACCAAGUCAGCUUGACCUCUAAAAUCUCAGAGCUCAAGGAAAAAGCACAAAUUGUGCAGGAUCUCGAAGGCUGGGGACACUUCAAGGUUGUGGAGAAGGACUCUCCUAAACAGAAGGAGCAGACUGCAACAAUUGCUGAUUCAGCCACGGCACAGGAACCAGAACCUUUGCAGACCAGUAGAGACACAGGUGCUGAGAAUUUGACCAAAGCAGAGGAACCAGAACCUUCUCAGAGCAGUAGUGAAACAGUGUGUACAGAACCACCGCAGCAGGACCAGAACCAGCAGAGACAAAAAUCUACAACACAAACAAAAAAUGCAAAAAAGAUGAUAAAGAAAAAGCGCACUUAUUUAAUUGGAUUAAAUUUUAUUACAUGUGUUUCACAUGAAAAAAAGAAGCUGUUCUUCUGUGAACUGUGCUCUGUCAGGUGCUCUGUAGACCACAUGUCUAGUGUGGCCCACAGAAAAGCCUAUGUGCAACAUAAAUAUCCAGGUUGGACUGCAAAUGAUGCAGUCCUGGAGAAGAAGCUGAAUGAGAUUGCUGUGCACUUAGCAGCAGUGGAGAAAAGCACAGGGAUUGGGAUGAAGAAACUACAUGUCCCUGCUGAAGUCUUCACAGCUUUAAGGAUCGCACCGGUCAGUGAAGCCCUGUCUCAGCUGAAACUGCAGCAGACUAAACAGACUCAGCCGGACCUGAGAGCUAGCCUUGCCCCUCCCGAGCCCAGCUGUAACACUGAAUCAGAGGAAACCAGUAAUAAUGUUGAGGAUCCUACGCUCUGUUCUGCUGCAGCGAACAACUCUGUGCAGCAAGAGCAAACCCCUGUACCUGAGAUGUCCGCGAUAACAGAUGAAUCAUCCAGUACUCUGAGUGGAAGCCAUUCCUGUUCUGUUUCCUCUGUUCCGGUCUCCUCCCUACUCACUAUAUCAAAUGUUCAUACAUUUGAUAAGCAUGAAGAUAUAUCUUGUGAUCCAUCUUCCACAGACAUCCAUACUUCAGCUGAAAUUUGCACUACACAUUCUUUAAAAACAUCAGUCACAGAGAGCAUUACAGCAACUUCUAUCCCUUUGCCCACUCUCCCACCUUUUGUCCCUGACCUGCCUCCCCUCCCCUUUUCUUCUGUUCAUCAGUCACUUCCUGUCCCUGACCUAUCCCCUGAUUCUCAAAUAGGAACAACCUCGCAGUGUCUGUCUUUAGCUUCAGACUUAUAUGAACCCAUCUCCCCUGCACCUGUAAACAGGCCCCUCUCCCCUGCACCUGUAUAUGAGCCGGUCUCUCCUCCAACUCUGAAUGAACAUGUCUCUAGUCACGCUUCCUCUGCUAGCAGUCAGCCCUCGCCAUAUGUUGCUCCUCUGUAUUCUCCUUCUUCUCCCACUCCAUCUGACAAUUCUUCUAAGUCCAUGACUCUGCCCCAGCCCUUCAACAGUCAUCUCACAGGGGGUGAAGAUCACACAGAUGAUGCUGGUUUGUCUCGUGAGAUAAGGCCAAGACCACAACCUUCCAAUGUAGAGUCAAAAGUGAUUACCCAGUCCAUCUAUAACGAGGAGAGCAGAUCAACACGCACGUACAGUUUUCUAAACUUCCCCACAGUGAUGGGACAAAGCCAUGCCUAUGCGUUUCUCAGUUUGCGAAACCUUCUGGGUACAGAGCCAAUUAUAGGUCUAGGUCACAUAGUGGAGUGUCGAACAAUGUCUCGACCAACCUUUUUCCUGUGCCUGAACUGUGCUAAAAAGAUCAGGAGAGAGGACUUUUGUAGCCACAUGACUAGUGAACCACACUGGCAUUUUUCCAUUAGGGUUCAGUAUCCUGAGGAAUUUCAGGAGUGGCAGGCCCAUUAUCACACGCUGGCUAUUCGGGACUUGGCUGGAAGGAUUGCAUUGAGGGAACAGAACUCAGAUGCCAAGGUCAUCAAGCUGGAUCAAAAGCAGUAUGAGAGGAUGCAGUCUGCAGAUUUCUUCAGUGCAUUUGAAAUGCUACUGAACAUGUAUGGACCAGACCAGAGCCAAAAUUCCCUGCCUUUACACUUCGAACGCCAGAAUCAGAGAGAAAUUUCUUCAGCACAUUUACUACAAGUCAGUGUAGAUACUGAUAGAGAGACACCAAGACAUCAGUCUCCUGUCAGCUGUGAUCUGAAUCCAAGCCAGGCAAAACAUGGGCUUCCCACCAGCCCAGUACCAGAUAGUGCUUUUGAUGGAGCUAAGGACAACCCUGACAGAAGCACUGAAAUCAGUAGUCUCACCUGUAAUCAGUCACAGCUUAGUCAAAGCCCAGAGAAAACCUGCAUGAACUCAAAGACUGAGGCUCAGGCUGAGGCCCCGGCACAGCUGAUCCAGCAUCAGUUUAAAACUGGUCUAACAGCAGAGUCUCCCAAGGAUUCAGGCAACAACACUGAUACCACACCAGAAACACCUGAUGCAUUGUCAACCAACUUGGGCUUGCAACAAAAAACUACAAACUCCCUCCCCUGCACCAUAAGAAUUAAACAGGAGAAACCAAACAAUGACAAUGAUUUUCAGGAGAAAUGCUGCCCUAGGGUUAACACCUCUCCAAGUUUGGAUGCUCCAGCUUCUACAGAAGUUACGGGAAAUUUGUUCAAGCACAAGCCUGACCUCAUCAGUAGUCUAAACAGCAAAAGAGACAGCAAAAGUGUGGCAGAUGCUGUGGUUGGUCUGAGCUCAAUAAUUGAAUGCCGAAGUGAUGAUCAGUCUUCACUGUUCCUGUGCAUAGCCUGUUCCAGCAAACUCAACCGGGACCUCAUCAUUAACCACCUAAUGAAGCCUGGCCACAGAGAAAGUUACCUGAGGCAAAGAUACCCCUUUUUUUUUGAGGACUGGCCUGAAUGUGAUACCAGAACUCGAUCGGUGAUGCUUAUGCGACUUGCUCACCAAGUGGAGAAGACUUACGAGGAUGAACCAGGUCAACUACAGGAGAUGGAACUACAGUGUGCUGACCUAAAAGAAAUUAAAGAUUUGUCAUUCGAUAAAGCUCUCACACAGCUACAGAAGAUUAGGAAAGCACAGAAUCUUUGUGCUCUCCAAACUUGUAUCUCUCCCAGGAAACAACCAGUUUUGGUGAAACAGGAGGACAUAGAAACAGAAGUGAAACCCCAACAUAUACCCCCGCUUGAUAAUUCACUUGGGAAGACUGCACAGACUUCAAGAGGUGUUUCUAAGCGCAGGAUUGUUGAAGAUUCCUCUCAUAAACCACAUGCUGUGGCCAAACAGAUCAAACUCCAGACGCGUGACAACCAAAUGCCCAGUUCUCCCAGCCCCCAAAAUGCCAAGAUCAGAGCCCAAAAAAGCACCAUCACUGUUUUCCCAAAGUCAUUACCUCAAGUCCAUGACAAAACUAAGCAGAGCCCAAGCCGUGUUCAUGAAAUUGUGAAGAAACAUGCUUCUUGCUCCAGUUCUGCAGCUAGUGCCACGAGACACAAUGACAAACCGCAUUCGUGUCCCACCCAAAAGCCAACCAUCUCAAACAUGCCCUCCAAGAAAUCAGUGGAACAGACCAAAUCACUGGAUAAAACUAAGCUCGAAAGUUCAACCAAAACUCAGAAAGCUCAUCGUAGUGCUGCACCAAAACCUGAGCAAUCAGUAUCAAACGACUCCCAGACACGUUCAAAACAACAUCGUUCGGAAACCAAGGCUGUUUCUUCAUUAUCAAAGAAAAAAAGAAUUUUCACUGAUUACCCACCCACUCCUGUGGAACAGGCUACCUCAGUGCUGAGCAGCCCUGUUCCUUCAGAACCCCCAAUUAAGAGAAGAUCCUUGGAUGAGCGCUUGGCUGAUUUUACUCAUCUACAAAACACGGCCACAGCUCUUUUAGAGGGAACACAAACAUUGCUACCAAACACCCUGAGAGAUACAGACCCCUGUAGCCCUACUGAGAGGGUCCCUUCAAAGCAACCUUUGAACCAAACUGUCUCACACCUCUACCCUUACAAUAGUGCUGUUAGUGCUCCAGCCUUGCAGGCACAGGGGCAGGAAAUUGCUCGACUGCAUGAGACACCCUCAGUGAUAUUUAGGUCAAGUGAAAAUGCCUGGAAUUAUGAAAAUCGACAGUUCAGCACUAAUUCAGUUGAUACCAACCAAGUGGCUGCUUCCACUGUUGGGCCUGACCAGACAAUAAGAGCUGAUGGAUCAGUCAACUCAGCCUACGCCUGUGCAGAUAGCAACAGCAUCAUGUCAUACACCAUUUUAGCACAAAAUGCUAAUUCGUAUUUUUCUAUGACUUCAGGUUGUGCCGAAACUAUUCCAACCACCAGUCCAGUGUUACCUGGAUAUGCUGUGCCUUAUCAGUAUUUAGGGUAUACGCAACCUGCUUAUGCUACACAAAGCACUGGUACUACAGCACAUGAUUACACUCUAGCUGCAAAUGGAACUGCUAUGAAUGCUGGAGCUGCUGCCCCAAGUCAUUCUCCCACUCUUGGAUAUCAUGUGCCCAAUGACAAUUCUGCUUACACAUCCCAACAAGUUCAUCCGUUUCAGCAAGUAUACCAGCCCGUUCAAUCCUACCAGUCUCCAGACGCAUACGCAGCUUUAUGUUCUUUCUACGCUUACAAUCAAGCUCUACAACCAAGCCAGGCAACCACAUUCACUGGAAGUGCCACCUCAGCUGAUUCAGCCUAUGGACAUGUGCCAAAGAACUAGGUGGCCUUAAGUAAUUAAAAUAAUAAAUGUUCAAAUGUUUGUGGACAAAUGAAUGCAUUCAGCAACUUUACAUUUUACUUUUUGUUGACAUAGGUGUAUAAAUGCACACACAUAGCAUGUUUAAUCUCUGUGGAGACAGCUAUCUAAAAAAAAUAAGACUCUCUGGAGCAGAUAAACGUAUUAGCAACAAUUUCUAAUUUCUGGGAUUUACAGCUCUUUAGCGCUGAGCUGUGGAGCAGUGGAAUUGUGUUCUCUAAAAUGAUGGAGCUCCAUCUCUAAUACUUUUGGAAUGAUUUGGGGAGUUAGAGAUGAGGUGUAGUGACCUCACUAAUCCUUGCUGAAUGCAAUCAAAGCCUCUUAGCAGUAUUCUGAAAUAUAGUAUAAAUAUAUAAAGUAUAUAUUGUUGCCUUUUAUGUGUUUUUAAGCAGCUGUGUGUGUUGCUAAAAUCAUUGUGAAUUAAGUGUAUUUUUUCUGUCCUUAUAUUUUUCAAGAAUGAAGAACGCAAACUUUGCACCAUUGUCUGUUCUAAAACAUGUAGCUCUGUUUAAUUUCCCACGGUUGCAAUUUCUUACAUGUAAAUAAGUUAAAAAUAUGUUGUAAAUUCUGGUAAAUGCAUCCUUGUAUUUUGCAUAUUUUACUAUUAGAUAUGACCCAGACAGCCUAUGUUUUGUUACAAUUUAUUUUAACUUGUUUUACCAACACUGUUAAUGUUUAAAGUUUGAGAAGGGAUUUGUUGUGUUUAAUGUUUUUGUUUUGGUUAAUUUUUGUGAUUUCAACUAUUUUUUUACAGAUAUAUUUUUCUAAAUAAACACUUAUAAUCCUAGAA
Molecule: messenger RNA, 9142 nt
Organism: Astyanax mexicanus (Mexican tetra)
Lineage: Eukaryota; Metazoa; Chordata; Actinopteri; Characiformes; Acestrorhamphidae
Exons: 67
Coding region: 211-8316 (2701 amino acids)
Molecular function (GO): zinc ion binding; nucleic acid binding
Source: RefSeq, a predicted model, not a curated record